AUGCCUUCGCCUAAAGCCGAGAACGUUGCCCGUGGGUACAAGGCCACCCUCAAGAACCCUAACGUCUCCAACCAAGCCAAGAAGCACGCCAAAGAGGAGCUCGACAAGUACGAGUCCGACCAGAGCUCUAGUGAAGAAGAGACUAGACACACAGGAAAUGUUAAGCGUGGAUUGAAGGCUGCGAUGCAUAACCCCAACAACACCGAUGUUGGGAAGAAGCAGGCCAGGGAUAAGUUGGAGAAGAUGGGCGAGCAUCCUGAGCAGCCGGAGGAUUAG
This is a messenger RNA of Aspergillus wentii DTO 134E9, 276 nucleotides long. Its product is annotated as Con-6 family protein. The coding region runs from base 1 to 276 and encodes 91 amino acids. Gene Ontology annotation, cellular component: cytoplasm. The record is from RefSeq and is a predicted model, not a curated record. NCBI's taxonomy places the organism in Eukaryota, Fungi, Ascomycota, Eurotiomycetes, Eurotiales, Aspergillaceae. The transcript is spliced from 3 exons.